Drosophila novamexicana is the source of this 2291-nucleotide messenger RNA. RefSeq names its product chondroitin sulfate N-acetylgalactosaminyltransferase 1 (gene Csgalnact). NCBI's taxonomy places the organism in Eukaryota, Metazoa, Arthropoda, Insecta, Diptera, Drosophilidae. Gene Ontology annotation, molecular function: glucuronosyl-N-acetylgalactosaminyl-proteoglycan 4-beta-N-acetylgalactosaminyltransferase activity. The coding region runs from base 288 to 1937 and encodes 549 amino acids. The transcript is spliced from 5 exons. The record is from RefSeq and is a predicted model, not a curated record. Gene Ontology annotation, cellular component: Golgi cisterna membrane.
AAAUAAAAAUGGAUCAUUGUUCAAAAAAGUUGCCAAUCGAUUCAAGUUAAUUGUGCGAACAACUUCCAAUCACCCGACCACAACCACAACCGACAACCAAAACCAAGCCAGACAGACAGAAAUUAACGAAAAAAACAUGAAAGCACAGAUAUCUCUGACUAUAAAUUAAAGACUUUUGCAGAUAUGUGACAAAUGUGCAUGAUAUGAAAUAUUAAUCGAAACUCCAGAAGGCAUACAGAAUAUAAUGAAACUUCUAGGUGCAAUAAUUGCCAAACGUAACAUGGAAAAUGCAUAGCUCGCUGGCCUCCAGGUUACUAGUGCGCCUUCUGCUGCUGUUUGCACUGGUUACUGUAGUUUCGAUUGUCAUUUUAACAAAAUGGGGUUUCGAUGAGCUGACCGCGCAAACGGACAAGGACUCGCAUGCAAAUCCCAGCGAGACAAAUGGCUACAACUAUGCGCUGAGCGCGCGAGAUGCAGAAAUAGAGCGGCUCAAGCACGAGGUGCUCACUCUGCGUGCUCAGCUUGUGCUACUACAGAACAAUCGUAGCGGCGGCAACAACAAUGGCGUGCCGGGCAAGGUGCCGAUACAGGGCAGUGGCUAUGCCGCCAGCAGCAGCAGCAACAACAACACACUGCACCAGACGGAUACCACAACUGCGCCGCUCACGCACCACUACGACUGCAGCAGCUAUAUACGCAAACAGGUGGGCGCCGCUGAGAUACUGCACGGCCUGCCGCUGAACAAUGAGUAUGAGAUGAUACCCUUCAACCAUUUCACUUUCACGCGCGUCUAUCCCAUCGACCUGGGACUGGGCAAACGUGUGGUGGAGAAACCCAUUGGCUACCGGCGGCGCGAUCUUCUAGAAGCGGUCAACAAGGCACUGGAGAGUCUCAAUCGCAAUCAUACGGCGCGUGUAAGGGCCAAGGGUCUCACUGCCACAGAGCUGGGCCGGUACACGCUGGACGACUUUGUCGAGGGUAUCUACCGCACGGAGCCGACAACUGGCAGCCAAUACGAGCUGUAUUUCCAGAGCAUCAAGCACCAGACGAAUGUGGUGCGCAAGGCGCUCAUCAUGCGACCUUUCGCACCGCUGCAGACGGUCCAGCUAUCCGAGGUGGCCGCCAGUCCCAUUAUCCACGUGAUACUGCCGCUCGCCGGACGCCUGCACAGCUUUCGCAGCUUUGUGCGGAUGUUGGGCAAGCUGGCGGAUCGGCGGCUGCAGCUGAUAGUCGUCUACUUUGGAGAGCCGGGCCUCAAGGAGGCGCAGGAGAUAGCAGCAGGAGCGGAACGUGCACAGCUUGUUGCUCUGAAUGAGACAUUCAGCCGAGCCAAGGCGUUGCGUCUGGGCGCCGAGCACAUUCAGCCAAAGGCGGAAAAAGUGACGCAGGAUGCGCUGCUUUUCAUGUGCGAUGUGGACAUUGUAUUCACAGCCAAAUUUUUGGAGCGCUGUCGCUGGAAUGCCGCGCCAGGCAAGAAGGUUUAUUAUCCCGUCGUGUUUAGCCUGUACAAUCCGCACGUGGUGUACACACUGCAGGGCAAGCCGCUGCCCAGCGAGGAAGAGCAGCUGCUCAUCUCGCGGGACACGGGCUUCUGGCGCGACUUUGGCUAUGGCAUGACGUGCCAGUAUCGCUCUGACUUCCUCCAAAUACGCGGCUUCGAUGAGGAAAUCGUUGGCUGGGGCGGCGAGGAUGUGAUGCUCUAUCGCAAAUAUGUGCGAUCCAAAAUAAAAAUCAUACGCGCCACAGAUCCGGGCAUCUUUCAUCGCUGGCAUACAAAGAUCUGCACCGGUUCGCUAAGCGCGGAUCAGUAUCGCGCCUGCAUACGUUCGCGUGCUCUGAACGAGGCAUCGCAUGCUCAGCUUGGUUUUCUGGCAUUUCAGGACGAGAUCGCCGCCGCGGGUGCCAUGCCCGGCGGCGUGUCGAUGGCACACUCGUGAUAUCUUAUGGGAAUUGGCCUAUGCUUUCGAUAUUCAGCCACAAUGUGACAAUAACUUGUAUUUAGCCAAUCGUUGACCUAGCAUAAUUGUUAAAUCUGUUUCUUUGCCGCCUAGAUACUUAAACUUAACUUAAAUUAACUGAACUACUCGGUACUUGUACUUGUAAUCGUCUGCGUAAUCGUAUGACAAAUUGUUCUUCCAUGAAGCAAACUAGAUGCAAUCUUCAACAAAAAAAAAAAAAAAACAAAGACAUAAUAAGUAUAAUAAUAAUAACAAACACCUAACAAGACCCACAUUGUAAACAUAUUUAGCAUAUUGUAUCAUAUACUGAACCUAUAUAAAAGUGCGUCUGCU